ACACAUUUGCUCACCACGUCUGAAAUAUUUGAUUUGCUUUUUUUUUUUUCCCUUUCCUUUUUCACAAUGUCUUUUUUUUCUUUUAAAGAUAUUCCUAUAUGAGUUUCUUCAAGCAGGAAGACAAGGAACCUGUAUUUGACAGUGUCAAAACAGUCAUAGGAAUGCUGGAAGUGUCAGCAGAGUUCGCACAGAACAUUACCUUUAAUCGGGAGAGAAUAAAGAAGGCUUUACCAGCUGGUCAUCUCGAUGCCACUACACUCGCAGAUUAUCUGGUGAAAAAGGGAAUUCCUUUCAGAACCUCUCAUGAUAUAGUCGGAAGGUCCGUUGCAUUAUGUGUAUCUAAAAACUGCCAGCUGCAGGAUCUCAGUCUUGAGGAGUUGAGAAGUAUUAAUCCGGUGUUUGACAAGGAUGUAUAUGGGUUUCUUGGAGUAGAAAAUGCUAUCAAGAAAUUCUGCUCGUAUGGUUCCACAGGUGCAGAACAAGUUGCUAGUCAACUCCAGUACUGGAUUAAUAAGCUUAACCUCAACAGAGGGAAUGACCAGUAAUGAAUGGUGCGAUGGAGGGUUUUUGAGACAAGUGUGUGCUAUAGUUGAAGAUUUGGUUCGUGAAAAAAUGGAAAUAUAUAGCAAAAGAAUCCGAUCUUCACCUUUUAAAAAAUAAAGUUUUUCGGUCACAAUUGACAUCUUUACUAUGCAAUUGUUGUUGUAUGGAAGAGCUCGAGACAUUCAUGAAUUAGUGACUCUCUCUCUCUCUCUCUCCCCGGAUGUUUUUGUUUUUUGGUUUUGACCCUUUUUGAUUUUUGGUUGGAAGCAUUGGUAUAUGCAAUGAAAUAAAGAAUUAUUUUCGACAUUAUUAUUCAAAUUUUGUCUUAAACAACUUCGUGUUUGGAUUUCUGAGGACA
Molecule: messenger RNA, 901 nt
Organism: Camellia sinensis
Lineage: Eukaryota; Viridiplantae; Streptophyta; Magnoliopsida; Ericales; Theaceae
Source: RefSeq, a predicted model, not a curated record